GACACCACUGUCACUCAGUCUCAACAGGUACACGCAUGAUACAGACCUCACACAGACAGAGAGAGAAAGAGAAAAGUAAAGAGAGAGAGAGAGCAAGAAGAGAGACAAAGAGAUAGAGAGAGCGGGAGGGAAGUAGAGGGAGGGAAGUAGAGGGAGCACACUCAGACACUGGAGGAGGACACAGAUAACCUGUCCUAUGUGUGGGUCCUCUCAAGGCUUCACAGCCUCCUCCCAGCACAGCACAGCCAUGUUAACCUCAGAUAGCUCCCCUUCACCUCACACCACAGUGGUCACCACCCCGACCAUGUCGGACUCAGACCCCCAGGACCCAGACAUGACCCACUGGAGUGAAGCUGAGUUCCAGGAGAGGUGCAUUUAUUUCGUGAAGGACCACACGUUGGAUGAGGAACCGGAGAACCAACCAGAGAACCAGGACAAGACCAAGGCUGAGAGGUCUCUACCCCGAAACCUGGUCCUGAAACGCUGCCCUGACUCUGCAGAGGUGCUUGGGGUGACCAGUCGGGAGCUCAUUCCAAAGGGGACGCGGUUUGGCCCUCUGGUUGGCCAGAGCUACACCAAUGACACGGUGCCCAAAGAUGCCAACAGGAAUUACUUCUGGAGGGUGUUUUCAGAGGGUCGGUUACAUCACAUCCUGGAUGGCUUGGACGAGGAGAAGAGUAACUGGAUGCGCUACGUCAACCCAGCCCGUUGUCACGGGGACCAGAAUCUGGCGGCGUGCCAGACUGGAAUGGCCAUCUACUUCUACACGGUGAGAGCCGUGCCACCGGGCCAGGAGCUGCUUGUGUGGUACUGCCCGGAGUUAGCCAACCGCCUCAACUACACACCCCCUGGAGAGCUCGCCACAGAGAGAAUUGAGCAAAACCAGGUUUGCGGGAAGAGUUCAGGGAAGAGGGGGUACAGCAUGUCCGAAAUCCUGAGGAAGGAGCCCACCAAGCCCCAUUCCACUUGCCCCCUACUCCCCGAAUCCACACUGUCCCCAACCUGCAGCCCUGUCCUACCCCUCUGCCCCCGUGUGGUCUACCCCAGCUACUCUCCUAUCCUAUACUGUGGCCCCCCCAUCCCCAAAAGAACCUUGGACAGCAGUCCUGUCACCCCCCACAUGCACUUUCCUGUCAAUCCUACCCCAGGCGUCUCCAUUACACCCAAACAUUACCCAGAGUCCUCAGUGCCAGGCCAGAUGUACCCCAGUCAACGGUGCAGUCCCUACCUCAUACCUCACUAUCCACUUGGCCUUAAUAGUCUACGACCUCACACAUACCCCCUGUGCAGUGACCGACUAGCUCCACAUAUACCACUUCCACCUCACAUGCUGCCCAUUGAGGGGUACCCACACUUCCUGCACCCAUCAGCCAAUGGACACAAAGAGCUCCCGGUUUCACUGACCACUACACACAAAGAACUCUCACUUACCAAUGGCAGUAGAGGUCUGCCCUUUGCACUGACAAAAAAAUACGUAAUUCAUUUGACGACCAGUGGGCGCAAACAUCUUGGUGACCUUAUACCCUCACCAAAAGAAUACCUAACAAACCUCACUGUGACACCAACAGACAAUUCCAGGGACUCUAAGCAUGCCCCUGCCAGCAGCACCUUCGAUGACCAGCCUCUAUCAGUCACCUCCAGGGCCUCAUCCAUGGCCUCAUCCCCUCUCGCACCCAGGGGAGGCUCACCACCGGCAGGCCUGGCUGCCUCCUCUGACUACCUCCCCUCCAAGCCCACAUCCGCCCUGCUGAGUUCCAGCCACAGUGCAGAGGAAGGGGUAGUAGUAGACCUGCGGAAGGCCAGACGUGGUGGACGGGUCAUCGGGUACAAGACCCUGUCCUACCCGCUCACCCGGAAGAACGGGAAGAUCCGGUACGAGUGCAACGUCUGCAGCAAGAUCUUCGGUCAGCUGUCCAACCUCAAGGUUCACCUGCGUGUCCACAGUGGAGAGCGGCCCUUUAGGUGUCAGACCUGCACUAAGGACUUCACCCAGCUGGCCCACCUCCAGAAACACUUCCUGGUUCACACUGGGGAGAAGCCACAUGAGUGCCAGGUGUGCCGCAAGCGCUUCAGUAGCACCAGCAACCUGAAGACCCACAUGCGUCUCCACUCAGGCGAGAGGCCCUACCAGUGCAAGCUGUGCAGCGGCCCGAUUCACCCCAACAUGUUCACCUUAAGCUCCACAAGCGCCUGCACACUGUCGAGCGCCCACACCGGUGCCCACUCUGCCCACGCUCCUAACUCCACCACUGCCUCCUCCAGGUGCACCUCCAGGGCUUCUGCCCCGCUGGCUCCACCCCAUCAGGCUCCGUCCCCUCAGCUGAAGAGCUUCACUGCAUCAACACCGAGAUGGAGCAGUUCGACCUGAGAAAGGAAGGCAGAACACUGAAGAGGAUGGUGAUGGAGGCGGAGAAGUGGAACACCUACAUCAGCGUCCUAUUGCAAGAGAUGAGGACCUACAGCCACCAAGCGAGCGCUGAUAAGAAUGUGUUCCUGGAGCUUGGUUUCUACGAAGCAGCAGCAGCAAGGUAGUCCUCGGUCCUUAGAGGUUGUGGCAUCGCAGCCGCCCUCUACCUCUGCAUGCUGGCCAUAUUAAACCGGAGUUGGCCAUAUGAUGUAACGAACCACUAAUACCCUUUUCACACUACUGAGCCUAGACAUCCCAAGCCAAGCUGUACUUCACUGGCCUGAUUGAUUAUUCAUCCACAUUAUUUCCUGGAAACGUAUGCUGGAAAGGACAAUGUGAAAAAGAAAUACCCGGCAAAGUACAGCUUGGUUGAAAAUUCUAGUGUGGAAAGGGUACAAGAGACAGCGCACCUAUAAUCCAUCAUGCUGACAGUGGCUGAUAGUGACCUUGACUGUUUGAAGCAAGGCUUUGUCUCCAUUACAGGGGUCUUUCCUCAAGGCUAUGGGAAGAAGUGGGACAACCAUGAAAACCUUAUUGUGAGAGCAUAUAAACAUGAGACUUGUAUUGUACCUAUUAAAUCCUCAGCCUUAUUGUUUAAUUUAUUAAGCAGCUUAUUGUAACCUGAGGAAGCCAGAAAGACAGGGAGAUUUGUGAUCAAAUGUUUAUAACAGGGUUCUAUUUACUACCAUCUGGUUUUAUGAUUUUGUACUAUUUGACGAUGUGGAGUGAUAACAGAAGAGACAAUUCAUGUCUUACUUUAAAUUUGUAUUUGUUUAUUCA
Messenger RNA from Salmo salar (Atlantic salmon), 3187 nucleotides. RefSeq names its product PR domain zinc finger protein 1. Gene Ontology annotation, biological process: regulation of transcription by RNA polymerase II; cell fate commitment. Gene Ontology annotation, cellular component: cytoplasm; nucleus. The record is from RefSeq and is a predicted model, not a curated record. NCBI's taxonomy places the organism in Eukaryota, Metazoa, Chordata, Actinopteri, Salmoniformes, Salmonidae. Gene Ontology annotation, molecular function: protein binding; RNA polymerase II cis-regulatory region sequence-specific DNA binding; DNA-binding transcription repressor activity, RNA polymerase II-specific.